Messenger RNA from Theobroma umbraticum, 985 nucleotides. Lineage: Eukaryota; Viridiplantae; Streptophyta; Magnoliopsida; Malvales; Malvaceae. The record is from RefSeq and is a predicted model, not a curated record.
ACGAAAAGUUUACCCAUUCCAUUCCACUCCACUCAACUAUCAAAAUGGACUCCACCAAAAUCUCAGCUCUGCUCCUCGUUUGCAUGCUUUUCAUUUCCGCAGCCACUCCAAUUCUUGGAUGUGGAACCUGCGGCAAAUCACCCCCGAAGCACAGAAAGCCCAAGGGAAAGUCCCCUAAGGGUCCCAUUACCAUCCCUCCCAUUGUUAAACCUCCAAUCAACUUGCCACCGGUUACUGUCCCUCCAAUUGUAAAACCACCAGUCACAGUCCCUCCGGUGACUGUGCCUCCAAUUGUGAAGCCACCCAUUAACCUCCCUCCGGUGACAAUUCCUCCCGUUGUGAAGCCGCCAAUCAACCUCCCUCCAGUGAUCCCUCCAAUUGUGAAGCCACCCAUUAACCUCCCUCCGGUGACACUCCCUCCAGUGACGGUGCCUCCAAUUACUACGCCACCAAGUGGAAAACCCUGCCCGCCACCACCGGCCAAGGCCACUUGCCCUAUUAACACACUGAAACUGGGUGCUUGUGUGGAUCUUCUUGGAGGGUUGGUGCACAUUGGUGUUGGUGACCCGGUUGUGAAUGAAUGCUGUCCGGUUCUUUCAGGGCUUGUUGAGCUUGAAGCUGCAGUCUGCCUGUGCACCACUCUCAAGCUCAAGCUUCUCAACCUUAACAUUUAUGUGCCACUUGCUCUUCAGCUCCUUGUCACUUGUGGGAAGACACCCCCUCCUGGUUACACUUGCUCUCUCUAGAUCAUCCAAGGUUGCUAAUUUCAUGGACGCUCUUAGGAUAUCGACAUGAGAGGAUGUCCAUCUUUCUCUUUCUCUUUCUCCCCUACCCUACCCUCCCCUCCCCUUUCUCUCUCUCAAUUGGAUUGGACUCUUAUUGUACACCAUUUGUUUUUUCUUUUCCUAAAGAUUGUUGCAAGUGUGUUUUUGUCUUGGACCAAAAGAAGCAAUCAAGAAUGACCUUCUCCCUGUUUAUGAUUUUC